Molecule: messenger RNA, 2285 nt
Organism: Halichondria panicea
Lineage: Eukaryota; Metazoa; Porifera; Demospongiae; Suberitida; Halichondriidae
Product: solute carrier family 15 member 4-like
Exons: 1
Coding region: 199-2187 (662 amino acids)
Biological process (GO): transmembrane transport
Cellular component (GO): membrane
Molecular function (GO): transmembrane transporter activity
Source: RefSeq, a predicted model, not a curated record
AGUAAAUCUGUGUUAUUCUUUCAAUUUCAGUGUUAUUAAAUACCCUGCUGGGAAACUGUUUACUGUUUACUAUGCUUUAAAACCUCUAUCUCCAAAGUAUCAACUUCGUUUCAGUGGUUUAUGUAGUAGUCGUUUUGUGUAACUAUACAUUAGUUUGUGCAGUUUAGUGCUAGCUAUAUAGGGUCUACGGCUUCACAAAUGGCUCAAGAAAAUGGCUCAGAGUUUCAAGAUAAUUCAUUCCCUCGUAUCCUCCUUCACAAACUUCACUGCUCACCACGUGCCAUGUGCCUCACCUCCAAGCCAGUGAUUGUCCUCCUGGUGUGGGUUUUUGUAGUGGCUAGUCUCUUUGUGUGUGUUCAAUAUGGAGUAGCACUGGCUCUACCAGCUGCUGAUCAUGGUUACAAUCCUGCAAAACUAUCCUUCAUAUAUUUCACUUGUUUUUAUGCAUUCAUGGCUGUGAUUACUACUUGCUACCCGGUGAGUGGAUUUAUAGCUGAUGUAUACUGUGGCAGGUACAGAAUGGUCACUGCCAGCAUGGGAUUUUUAUGGGCUACUGUAAUAAUGCUAGUGAUCGCAGUCAUCAUAAAGCUAAGCACCCCCCAUGCUCCACACCAAUUGAAUGUAUUCAUAGGCGUGCUUGUAAUUGGUGCUUUUCUGGUAUCAAUUCCUGGACUCUCUGGGUUCUAUUCCAAUAUGAUACAACUUGGUCUUGAUCAGCUCCAGGAUGCACCCAGUCGAACACUUGGGAUAUUUCUACAUUGGGCUGUGUGGGUAGAUCUACUGGGAAAGACUAUUAGUCAUAUAGUGUUUGUUACAACAGUUUGUUCUACACUUGGUUUUGGUGACUCUAUUAAGAUUGUCGGUUACUCCCUUUCUGGUGUAUUUUUCACACUGUUAUCAAUAUUGUUAGCAAUCAGUUGUUGUACUAAACGUUGGUUCAUUGCAACUGAUGUGUAUUACAAUCCGUACAAAAUGGUUUUUAACGUUCUACGAUAUGUGCGAACUCACAAGCAUCCCACUCACCAUAGUGCACUACACUGGACAAAUGGAGAGAAACCAUCACGAUUCGACUUUGCCAAAAAUUGCUAUGGUGGCCCAUUUACUUCCGGUCAAGUAGAAGAUGUCAAAACUCUUUGUCGAGUGGUAAUUGUACUGAUAACUAUUGGACCAGUUUUUUUUCUCUCUGUACCGACUUCAUACUUUCUCUUCCCACUGUUUUCCUUCCACGUGUCCGGUAGAAACGAGGAAAAAUGCACUUAUGAAUGGAUAUUUGUCAAAAGUGGAACCUUGAGCUACCUCGUUGGUCUUGUGUGUUUGCCAACGCUUACCUGGGUUAUAUAUUGUGUUUUACGGAACAGAGUACCUAAAAUUUUCACUAGACUCGAGAUAGGAAUGAUUUUUUCAAUCCUUGGAGUAUCCAGUAUGCUCAUCAUCGAUAUAAUUGGUCAUAAUCUUACGAGCGAUUCUACUAACAGUACAGGUACACACUGUAUGUUUCUUGAGAGCUAUAACCUCAAUCGAGAGGAUAACAAGCAUUACUACACACUGAAUCUUCCAUGGUAUGUCUUAAUUGUCCCCAAUCUUUUGAGCACGCUAUCCGAAAGUAUUGUUAUUGUGACCACUUUCGAGUUUAUUUCUGCCCAGACCCCACAGGCAAUGAAAGGUUUGAUGUUUGGUGCGUUCCUUGCUAUCAAAGGUAGCUACAGUUUUUUGGCUGCCAUUUCACUAAUUCCAUUCUCUCUGAAAUACUGGGAAGCCUCUCCUUACCCAUAUCUUAGCUGUGGAUUUAGUUACUUCUUCACCACAUUGUUUGUUUCAUUAGUAGGGCUAGCUAUGUUUGCAUGCAUCAGAAGACGGUACAAGUAUCGAAUGAGAGAUGAGGAACCAUUCCCUCAGGCCGUUAUUGAGGAGAUUUACGAGCGAAGGUUGCAGCACGUUGACACUGACGACAAUAGUGUCCUGGACAGUCCUGAGAUUGUUCCUGGAAGCAUUGAGAGAAGGAGUGGUGAUAAUGUAAAUACGUUUGCUGCUCAGAAGAAUGUUAGAUUUCGGGAGAGUGAAGAAGACAGCGUGAUCUCUGCACAUGUGUCUUGUGCUGGAGGGACGGGAUUUGAUCACGACAGACUGUUGUCUAAGUCACAUGACUGGUACGGAACAUUCAAAUGCAAAGAUAGUGCCGAAGCUUAGCUGUGUACCUAUACAUUGACUAUAGCUGGCUUAUAUUUUGUUUUUGUUUUGUGGAAACUUAUCGUCAACUUCAAUUCAAGAAGCUAAUAAUUAAUCGA